This is a messenger RNA of Callithrix jacchus (white-tufted-ear marmoset), 985 nucleotides long. RefSeq names its product BPI fold containing family A member 2 (gene BPIFA2). Gene Ontology annotation, cellular component: extracellular exosome; secretory granule. The record is from RefSeq and is a predicted model, not a curated record. NCBI's taxonomy places the organism in Eukaryota, Metazoa, Chordata, Mammalia, Primates, Cebidae. Gene Ontology annotation, molecular function: lipopolysaccharide binding.
AGACAAAAGAUGCUUCAGCUUUGGAAACUUGUUCUCCUGUGCAGCCUGCUCACUGGGACCUCAGCGUCUCUUCUUGGCAAUCUUGGUGAUGACCUGAGCAAUGUCGUGGAUGAGCAGAAACCUGUUCUUGACGAAGGACUUAAGACAAUUGACAAUACUCUUAAAGGCGUCCCGGAGAAACUGAAGGUGGACCUAGGGGUGCUUCAGCAAUCUGCCGCUUGGCAACUGGCCAAGCAGAAGGUCCAGGACGCUGGGAAAUCGCUGAACAAUGUCGUUUCUAAACUGCUUCCAACAAAUACGAACAUUUUGGGGUUGAAAAUCAGCAACUCCCUCAUCCUGGAUGUCAAAGCUGAACCGACUGAUGAUGGCAAAGGGCUUAACCUGAGAUUCCCUGUCACUGCGGACGUCUCUCAGACCCUGCCCAUCAUUGGCCAGGUUGUCAAGCUGAAUGCCUCCUUGGACCUCCUGACUGCAGUCAAAAUUGAAAUUGACCCCCAGACCCACAAGCCUGUUGCUGUCCUGGGAGAAUGUGCCAAUGACCCAACCAGCAUCUCACUUUCCUUGCUGAACGCGCAAAGCCAAGUCAUCAACAGGUUAGUGAACACUGUGAUCAACACGGUGAAAAGCACUGUGUCCCUCCUGCUGCUGAAGGAGAUAUGCCCACUCAUCCACAUCUUCCUCCACAGCCUGGAUGUAAAUUUCAUUCAGCAAGUCAUUGAUAAACUUCAGCAGGAAACCCAGCUGCAAACCCACCUCUGAAGAGGAUGAAUGAUGAGGACCACUGUGAUGCUUGCUGAUUGGUUCCCAGUGGUUUGCCCCACCCCCUUAUAGCAUCUACCUCUGGGAAGCUGCUGCCACCAUCCAACCAGCAUGAAAGCCUGAGUCCCGCAAGAAGGACCUUCCCAGAUGCCCCUUCUCCUCUCAGUCAGAACAGCAGCCUCUACACAUGUUCUCCUGCCCUUGGCAAUAAAGGCCCAUUUCUGCA